Pochonia chlamydosporia 170 is the source of this 2562-nucleotide messenger RNA. RefSeq names its product restless-like transposase. The record is from RefSeq and is a predicted model, not a curated record. Bases 1 to 2562 code for a protein of 853 amino acids. The transcript has a single exon. Gene Ontology annotation, molecular function: protein dimerization activity. NCBI's taxonomy places the organism in Eukaryota, Fungi, Ascomycota, Sordariomycetes, Hypocreales, Clavicipitaceae.
AUGUUGUUGACCUUUUACUUCCGCCUUGUUUUGCGAUUUCGACAAGAUGAAAAGAUUCUUUUGACUAUGCCCUUGACGGAAUGCUGCUGCGAUGUCUCUGACAGCGGCUUCGGAUCGGCACCCGAAUUAACGCCCUGCCCGACGCUAAAUUCUACCGAGUCGACCUUGACCCCUGUCUCCAGGCGGACAACCCCUGCCCCAGGCGAUGAACACUACGAGCGUACGCUGUGGAGGCAUUUCCCUGGCUGGACUUUCUCUGAGCGAGCCAGAGAGACGCGUUGCUGGGCCUGGCAAUUUGGAUAUGACAUUCAAAAAGAAGACGAGCGCAGAUGGAUUUGCCGAGCGUGCAUUCGCAAGAAUGCCCCAAAUCCACGUCAUUUUGAAGCUGAUGGCAUCCAGAACGCGUACAAUCACCUUUUCAACCACCACGGGAUUCCCGCCCCGCCCGGAAUGACGAAAGGAAGCGCUGAAAAAAAGCUGAAUUCUAAGGGUAGAAGGGCUACGGGGCAGCGGACCCUGGUGGAAUCCAUGAAGCUUGAUCUAAAAGACCCACGUGAACAAGCCAUUGCGAAUGACUUCAUCAAACGCUUCGACAAGGAACACUUCCGGCGGCUUCUGAUCGACUGGAUCGUGGCCAAGAACCACUCCUUUUCUAUUUCUGAAGAGGCAGAACUCCAAGCCAUCUUCGACUACUUGAACCCGUCAGUUUCGGCACGUAAAGCCAAUGUUACCCACACAACGGUUCGAGAAAAGAUCGUCGCCGCGUUCGAACAACACAAACAGACGGUGAUAGAUGUCUUAUGCAAGGCGCCUGGCCUUAUCCACAUGUCCUUCGACGGCUGGCGGUCCGGAAAUCGACAUGCAUUAUACGGUAUAUGUUGCUUCUAUAGGGGCGAAAACAAUAUGCUUUGUAAGAUUACGCUAGGGCUUCCCGAAGUCAGCGCCAAGCACACAGGGCCAAAUAUCGCCGCCGAAAUUCUCGACGUAAUUGAAUCGUACCAGAUCCAACACAAGAUUGGCUAUUUCACGCUUGACAACGCGAAAAACAAUGACACCGCUAUGGAGAUUAUUGGUGCAGAGCUCGGCUUCGUGGGGUCGCGCAGGCGAGGGCGCUGUUUUGGGCAUAUAUUGAACAUCUCCGCCAAAGCCAUUCUAUUUGGCCACGAUGCUGAUGCUUUUGAGCGGCGGGUAUCAGGGGGAGAACCUCUUACUGAAGCAGAACACUUGAUCUGGCGUAAGAAGGGGCCAGCAGGCAAACUGCACAAUCUUGUGGUAGCUAUCCACAGGUCUGACUUGUUGACUGGCAUGCUUCGCAGCAUUCAACAAGAAGCUUUCGCCAAGUCGUCCGACCCCAAACUUAACGCCAGAAAGCCGUUGGACGUUAUUUUAGACAACGACACCAGAUGGUUGUCACAAUUAUACAUGAUACGACGAGCUCUACUUCUUCGUGACUAUAUCGAGCGACUUAUUGCCCACCAUCGAAUCGAAUUCGAGCAACAACACAAGACUAAGAGGGGUGGCCUGAGGAAGUCACUCGCAUUGCCCUUUAUUUGCCAGCCAGAGAACCAGCUAUCCGACAAGAACUGGGAAGUGGUCGAGAUAUUUGCGCAGGUCCUUACUUACUACGAGGCUACGAUCAAAAUGCUCGAAGGCGACGGCCAGAUUCGCAAGCGGAAGCGUGGGUGGACUGGCUCAUAUGGCAAUAUUUGGGACGUUAUCCAAGGCUUUGAACUCCUCCUCGAGCAGCUUGAACGCUUCAAGGAUAUUGCGAAGGACUUUCCUGAUCUUGAACACUUCAGGGUCAACAUCAAUUUGGGCUGGCAGAAGUUGAAUGAAUACUACGGGAUGUUGAGCGAGACGCCAAUAUACUACACUGGCCUUGCGCUCCAUCCAGCGUACCGAUGGAAAUGGUUUGAGCGCAACUGGGCUGACCGUCCUGAGUGGAUUGACGAGGCGAAAAGAAUUGUUCACGAUGUCAGGCGUUUUGAGUAUCGGGAGGCCGCUUUGCUUGGUGAGGAGCCAUUAGCUGUCGAGCCAGCUUUGAAGCAGCGGAAGACUUCGGACAAUCCGUUCCAGGAAUAUCUCAAACGAAACCGCUACACAUCGCCAGAAGCAGGCCAGGAUGGCCUGACGCCGGUCGAAGACGAAUACCUCCAUUGGAUUACUCACUGCGAAAGUGGCGAUGGCUCCAUCAACGAUCCUCUGGCGUACUGGCACGAGAAGCGCCACAAGUAUCCAAACUUAUCGCGAAUGGCGCUCGACUAUCUCACGAUUCAGCCAAUGUCUGCCGAGUGUGAGCGUCUUUUCUCCGCAGCAGGUCGGAUGGUGAACCCCCUGCGCCACCAACUUGAAGCCCAGAUUAUCGGCAUGUGCCAGGUAUUGCGGUCAUGGCUGAGGGCGGGCAUUAUUAAUGACUUAGAUCCCUUCUUUAUUUCGGUAAACGAAGAACAAGUCGAUAUGGAAUUGGCUCAGAUGUCUGGACAACAGCUAGAGGAAUGGGCAACAAAGUGGCUUACUCAGAUGGAAAGUGUCCAAGAGGAGAUGGAAGCUAGUUGGAGAUAA